AUGCAGAAUGAUACAUCUAUACCAGCUCUCAAACGAAAAAGGAUUGACAGUGGCAAUCUUUUGGAACCAGAUGGCUUUGCUAUCUCUAAACCUCCCUCGAAGCCUGGAAAAGCUGCGCCACCCACCUUUCGUUCGGCUUUCGAUACAUCCAAGAAGCACAGAGCUACAGAUAAUCACGACCCCCGUAAAGCGGAAUCGUCUUCGAACUCCAGAUCUACUGCCACGCGUCCCCUGGUUUCUGUGCCAGAUUUCACGCUCGAUCCUCAGCUUGCCUUAAUCCAGGUCGCUGAAGGCUCUCGUCGUAUUGCAUCUACACCCAAGAAACCGACUAGCAAGGUUGUUGCCUCUUCAGGGACAAAACUUUCGACCAAGUUUCAUAGCCCAUCUUUGCGGAUUGCUCCUGCCUCCAAGGAAGUACAGCCGGUGUUCCACGAAAACCAAUCCAUCCCGUCCGCAUCUUCUUCGACAAAACCCAUAUCAUUCUCAAAGCCCAAAAUUCCUCUUCUAUUUCCAAGACAGGACCCUGCUUCGACCAAGACUCCGGCGAAGCCUCUGCUUAAAUCAUUAGCACCUCCUCGUCUUCAAACACCAAAGCCUGCCCCCGGUCAGAAAAUUCUACCACCCCCGCCACCACCACCGAUAUCGGUGUCUACGCCGAGCAAGCCUCUUCGAACGAUUGCUACAACGCGAAUGGCUAGAGCCAUCGAUCUCUCCACGGAGAAUGGUGCAGCUGAGCUGGCCAGUAUUGUCCUACAGACUUCUUCAGAUUCGGAGACAGUAGAUACCACGGAUUUUAAAUCGGGAUUGGAAUUGAGUCCUCAGAAGAGUAAUUCGUUUGGGAGGAGCCCUAAAUUCGCUCGGAAUGGUCUCGCUGCUCAUGCAGCCUCUCUUCUUUCUCAUGCGAACACCUCUCUCGUUCUGUGGGAGAAAGAAUGUUCAACUCUGUCGACGUUCCCGAAGGCUGAUCUGCGCAUUCGUGUGGUCAGAGUCAUCCACCCUCCUGUUCACAAAACCAAUGCCCCUUCUAAAAUUGGCCUGGCACUCUGUCAGUUGCAUGACAAACGGGUCCUUAUCGAUGCUAAACUAGGAGCUACCACCGAAUUCCCCGUCCCGAAUAUGGAUGGAGAUGAUGCUCAAACGUCUACAGCCUUGGUCUUGUUUUCCUUUGCUUCUCAGCCAUCAUCGUCUAGUCCGAUACGCAACGCAGCGGAUUUCAAAGAAAAUGUGGAAUUCUGGGUCUGGAAACCUUGGCGGACCUUGCUUCUCAACCCCUCACAAAUAUCUGCAUCCGGAGCUGUGGAAAAUACCGCUCUUUUCUGCGACCGCUUUGGCCGUCACGGUGCACGAGAAAAGAGGCCUCGCAUUCUGGUCGUGGAGCCUGGACCUUUCACAUUCUCACUUCUGGCUUGUGUCUUGUUCAACAUGGCGACUUUAAACGAACCUUGUGAGAAAGAUGCAGAAACAGUCAUCAAUGCUGAUGCAUCUCCGUCAAAGAACGGCCAGUCCGAUGAAAAGCGAGCGGCAGUAACAUACCCAGAAGGUGGCUUGCAGGCUUGGACUACUGUGUUCGCCAUAUGGUUGAUACAGUUCUCUACGUUUGGAUACACCAACGCCUAUGGAGUCUUCAAUGAUUAUUAUGUUCGAAUUUACAUGGAAGGGAAAUAUUCAUCGUCAACAGUGAGCUGGGUCGGUAGCAUGCAACUUUGGCUAGUGAUGUCCAGUGGCCUUGUCUCAGGCCGACUUUAUGACUCGGGUUACUUUUAUCAUCUCAUCAUCGGCGGUUCAAUUAUUUUCGUCUUCUGUCUCUUCAUGUUAUCUCUGGCCCAACCUGGCGAAUUCUAUCAGAUUUUUCUAGCUCAAGGCGUUGGUGCUGGUCUUGGUAUCGGUUUAAUAUAUGUCCCUGGGAUCGCAGUAGUCUCGCAGUAUUUCUACAGACGACGAACACUAGCAAUGGCUAUUGUCGCUUCUGGAUCGGGCGUUGGAGCUGCUUUGCAGUCAAUCAUGUUAAACAAGCUGUUCCAAAGACUCGGAUUUCAGACUGCCGUUCGAAUAAGUGCUGCGUUCAAUGCUGGCAUUUUGUGUAUUGGCAUCCUUUUAUCUCGGACGAGGCUGACGCCUGCGCCGUCAACAGAUAGAAAUAUCUUCCGAUACAUGAAAGUCUUUUUUCGCGAACCACAGUAUGUUGCUGUAGUAAUGGGAACAUUCUUCAACCUGAUGGGUUUGUUCUUUCCCACCUUUUUCUUGCAGCUUAAUGCAAAUGAGAAGGGAAUAAUGUCUGAAAAUUUGGCCUUUUACCUGUUGCCCGUAUUGAAUGCCUCCACCGUUAUAGGUCGUGUCCUCUUUCCAAUGAUGGUCCCAUUACUAGGGAUAUUCAACAUCGUCAUUCCAUCCGUGUUCAUAUGCGUUAUUCUGAUCUUCUGUGAGCUCACUGUCACCUCUGCUGGUGGAUACUUUGUUAUUGCGGUGCUUUACGGUGUUUUCUGGGGUGCAUAUGUGGGCAUGUUCGCCCCGAUGGUAGGAUCGUUGGCGAAGGAAGACUCGGAAAUUGGUGCGAGAAUGGGCAUUUGUUUUACGUUCAAUAGUUUUGGGGGCUUAAUAGGGACACCAAUUGCCGGUGCUUUACUUACACCAUCAUUUAUAUGGUGGCAACCGACGUUGUUCGCUGGGCUGAGCGGCGCCGCAGGUGUUAUUUGCCUGGCGGCCUCCAGGUUUUGGAUUGCUAGAGAAAAAGGCUCUCAAAUAGCUUAG
Molecule: messenger RNA, 2748 nt
Organism: Lentinula edodes (shiitake mushroom)
Lineage: Eukaryota; Fungi; Basidiomycota; Agaricomycetes; Agaricales; Omphalotaceae
Product: major facilitator superfamily domain-containing protein
Exons: 16
Coding region: 1-2748 (915 amino acids)
Biological process (GO): transmembrane transport
Cellular component (GO): fungal-type vacuole membrane
Molecular function (GO): transmembrane transporter activity
Source: RefSeq, a predicted model, not a curated record